This is a messenger RNA of Lineus longissimus, 1041 nucleotides long. RefSeq names its product keratin-associated protein 16-1-like. NCBI's taxonomy places the organism in Eukaryota, Metazoa, Nemertea, Pilidiophora, Heteronemertea, Lineidae. The record is from RefSeq and is a predicted model, not a curated record.
AUGUCUCCUGAUGAUCAACUGUCAAAGAAGAUGUCCCCUGCUGGUCUACUGUUAAAGAAGAUGUCUCCUGAUGAUCGACUGUCAAAGAAGAUGUCUCCUGAUGGUCAACUGUCAAAGAAGAUGUCUCCUGAUGGUCAACUGUCAAAGAAGAUGUCCCCUGCUGGUCUGCUGGGAUGUCUCCUUUGGGUCAACUGUGAUAGGGAACGUCUCCUGAUGGUCAACUGUCAAAGAAGAUGUCUCCUGAUGGUCAACUGUCAAAGAAGAUGUCCCCUGCUGGUCAACUGUUAAAGAAGAUGUUUCCUGAUGGUCGACUGUCAAAGAAGAUGUCUCCUGAUGGUCGAUUGUCAAAGAAGAUGUCUCCUGAUGGUCAACUGUCAAAGAAGAUGUCCCCUGCUGGUCUACUGUUAAAGAAAAUGUCUCCUGAUGGUCGACUGUCAAAGAUGUGUCCUGAUGGUCGACUGUCAAAGAAGAUGUCUCCUGAUGGUCAACUGUCAAAGAAGAUGUCUCCUGAUGGUCAACUGUCAAAGAAGAUGUCCCCUGCUGGUCUACUGUUAAAGAAAAUGUCUCCUGAUGGUCGACUGUCAAAGAUGUGUCCUGAUGGUCGACUGUCAAAGAAGAUGUCUCCUGAUGGUCAACUGUUAAAGAAGAUGUCUCCUGAUGGUCAACUGUCAAAGAAGAUGUCCCCUGCUGGUCUACUGUUAAAGAAAAUGUCUCCUGAUGGUCGACUGUCAAAGAAGAUGUUUCCCGAUGGUCGACUGUCAAAGAAGAUAUCUCCUGAUGGUUUACUGUCAAAGAUGUCUUCUGAUGGUCAAUUGUCAAAGAAUAUGUGUUCUGGUGGUCAACUGUCAAAGAAGAUGUUUCCUGAUGGUCGACUGUCAAAGAAGAUGUCCCCUGAUGGUCAACUGUUAAAGAAGAUGUCUCCUGAUGGUCGACCGUUAAAGAAGAUGUCUCCUGAUGCCAGUGAUGGUUAACUGAAGGUGUCUCCUGAUGAUGGACUGUCAAAGAAGAGGUCUCCUGAUGGUCAACCAGGGUGCAGGCUAG